Hibiscus syriacus is the source of this 3487-nucleotide messenger RNA. Its product is annotated as NF-X1-type zinc finger protein NFXL1-like. Gene Ontology annotation, molecular function: RNA polymerase II transcription regulatory region sequence-specific DNA binding; DNA-binding transcription factor activity, RNA polymerase II-specific; zinc ion binding. Gene Ontology annotation, cellular component: nucleus. Gene Ontology annotation, biological process: regulation of DNA-templated transcription. The transcript has 2 exons. The record is from RefSeq and is a predicted model, not a curated record. The coding region runs from base 116 to 3358 and encodes 1080 amino acids. NCBI's taxonomy places the organism in Eukaryota, Viridiplantae, Streptophyta, Magnoliopsida, Malvales, Malvaceae.
AGGCAUCCCCCCCCUCCGAUUAUUCAAAAACAAUCUUACCCAAAGAAGAACCAAAACAAUAAGGCGAAACGCUUUGGAUUUUUUUCUUUUAUUCAUUUCGUCGAACAGUGAUAACAUGAGCUUUCGAGGCCGAAAUAGAUCUAGAAAUCAUUCCCAAAGCACUCGUCAAGAAUGGGUUCCUAGAGGCUCUUCUUCAUCUACAACCACCACCACCUCCGCUAGCAAUUCACCAGCCGCCCCCAAUGUCAACCACGCCUCUACUCGAAAUGAUGAUUAUAGGAAUAGGCAAAGUGGUCGGCCCACCAACCAAAGGAGAGGGAGAGAAAAGGGAAGUGGUGAGAAUCUUGUGGCAGUGAGGAAGGAAAUUGAUCCGAAUUUGCCACAGCUUGUGAAGGAAAUUCAGGACAAGCUUAUAAAGAGCACGGUUGAAUGUAUGAUUUGUUAUGAUAUGGUACGGAGAUCUGCCUCCAUUUGGUCGUGCUCGAAUUGUUACUCCAUUUUUCACCUCAAUUGUAUUAGGAAGUGGGCUAGGGCGCCCACAUCUGUUGAUUUAGUGGCUGAGAAGAAUCAAGGUUUCAAUUGGCGUUGUCCGGGCUGUCAAUCUGUGCAGUUGACAUCCUCUAGGGAGAUAUUUUAUGUUUGCUUUUGCGGGAAGCAGAUAGACCCACCUUCAGAUUUGUAUUUGACACCACAUUCAUGUGGGGAGCCAUGUGGAAAGCCGCUUGAGAAGGAGCUAGGACUAGGUUCUGGGGUGAUGAAAGAUGAGCUUUGUCCUCAUGUAUGUGUUUUGCAGUGUCACCCUGGUCCUUGCCCUCCUUGUAAGGCGUUUGCUCCGCCACGGUUGUGUCCUUGUGGGAAGAAAGUUAUUACAACCAGAUGCUCUGAUAGAAAGUCAGUUCUUACCUGUGGUCAGUGCUGUGAUAAACUUCUUGAGUGUGGGCGUCAUAGGUGUGAGCGGAUAUGCCAUGUGGGAGCUUGUGAUCCUUGUCAGGUUGUAAUCGAUGCCCCUUGUUUCUGCAAGACAAGGCUUGAGAAUGUAAUCUGUGGAUACAUGGCUUUGAAGGGGAAAGUGAAAGCUGAAGACGGUAUCUUUUCUUGUGGGUUAACUUGUAGAAAGAAACUUAGAUGUGGUAAUCAUAACUGUCCCGAGAUUUGCCAUCCUGGUCCUUGUGGGGAUUGUCAGUUAAUGCCAAGCAAGAUCAAGUCUUGUUACUGUGGGAAAACAAGCUUGCAGGAGCCAAGGCAAAGUUGUCUGGACCCAAUUCCAACUUGUUCAGAGAUAUGUGCCAAGUUCCUUCCUUGUAAAAUGCACCAAUGUGACCAAAUGUGUCAUGCAGGGGAUUGUCCACCUUGUUCAGUUCUUGUCACCCAAAAAUGUCGAUGUGGAUCAACUUCUCGGAGGGUAGAGUGCUACAAAACAACACUUGAGAAUGAGAGAUUUACAUGUGACAAGCCUUGUGGGAAGAAGAAGAAUUGUGGCAGACAUCGAUGUAGUGAACGAUGCUGUCCUCUCUCAAGUUCAAAUAAUCUUUGGUCCGGCGAUUGGGAUCCACACUUUUGCCAAAUGUCUUGUGGGAAAAAGCUGAGGUGUGGGCAGCAUUUUUGUGAAUCUCUUUGUCACAGUGGUCACUGUCCUCCAUGCUUGGAAACAAUCUUCAACGAUUUGGCAUGUGCUUGUGGAAGAACUUCAAUCCCUCCUCCAUUGCCUUGUGGCACGCCACCUCCUUCUUGUCAACUUCCAUGCUCGGUUCCACAGGCUUGUGGUCAUUCAUCUUCUCACAUCUGCCACUUUGGAGAUUGUCCACCAUGUUCUGUGCCUGUGGCGAAGGAGUGCAUUGGAGGACAUGUUGUUCUUAGGAAUGUUCCGUGUGGAUCAAAAGAUAUUAGAUGCAACAAACUUUGCGGCAAGACCAGACAGUGUGGUUUGCAUGCAUGUGGUAGAACAUGUCACCCAGCACCAUGUGAUACCUCUUCUGAAGCUCAACCGGGCUUCAGGACUUCUUGUGGGCAGGCAUGCGGUGCCCCAAGGAGAGACUGCAGGCACACAUGUACUUCACCUUGUCAUCCCUCUGCACCUUGUCCCGAUGUUAGGUGUGAUUUUCAAGUUACAAUCACAUGUUCUUGUGGCCGGAUAACUGCAACUGUUCCUUGUGAUGCUGGGGGCUCCACUAGUAGUUUCAGUGCUGAUACAGUUUUUGAAGCUUCUAUUAUUCAAAAAUUGCCAGUGCCCCUUCAACCAGUGGAAUCAACUAACAAGAAGAUUCCUCUUGGACAAAGGAAGCUUAUGUGUGAUGAUGAAUGUGUUAAGUUGGAGCGCAAACGGGUUCUUGCAGAUGCAUUUGACAUUACUCCACCCAACUUGGAUGCUCUUCAUUUUGGUGAGAAUUCAGUUACAUCCGAGAUACUUUCUGACCUAUAUAGGCGUGAUCCGAAGUGGGUUCUAGCUAUAGAGGAGAGAUGUAAGUUUUUGGUACUUGGCAAGAGCAGAGGAACAACAACCAGUCUCAAAGUUCACGUGUUCUGCCCAAUGCUGAAGGAUAAAAGAGAUGCCAUCAGGAUAAUUGCAGGAAGAUGGAAGCUUGCUAUCGGUGCCGCUGGUUGGGAGCCCAAGCGUUUUAUUGUCGUUCAUGUUACUCCCAAAUCCAAACCACCACCUCGGAUCAUUGGAGUUAAGGGGUCAAUCAGUGCCGGGGCACUACAUCCACCUGUAUAUGAUUCUUUGGUAGACAUGGAUCCAAGACUUGUUUCCUUCCUGGAUUUGCCCCGUGAAGCUGACAUAAGUGCAUUGGUUUUGAGAUUUGGUGGGGAGUGCGAACUAGUUUGGUUGAACGACAAGAAUGCAUUGGCUGUGUUCAGUGAUCCGGCUCGCUCUGCAACAGCAAUGAGGAGAUUGGAUCAUGGCUCAGUUUAUAAUGGGGCUGUUGCGUUUGUUCAGAGUGGUGCAUCAUCAGGAGCAUCGUCUGCUAAUAAUGCAUGGGGGGGAGCAGGAACAAGCUCAGCUUCAAAGGCAAAUCCAUGGAAAAAGGCUGUAGUCCAGGAGCUCAGGUGGAAGGACGACUCAUGGGGCGGUGAAGAGUCUGUUGGUGUCCCUUCUGAUCUGGGGUCUGUAUGGAAAGGCAAGGAACCUCCGAUUGCAGCUUCAGUUAAUCGAUGGAGCGUUCUUGAUUCUGAAACAGGCGUAAACUCCUCCUCGGGAGCAUUUCGAACUGAAGAUUCUCCAAAGCCAGCCGGAGUUCUAACCAAUUCAGAAAUGGAUUCUGGAGCUACCAAUUCGAACUCAGCUAGUCUGUCUGGUGGGGGUUUUAAUGAAUCCAAGCCGUUGGAGGUUGUAGAUGAUUGGGAGAAUGCCUGUGAAUGAGAAAUAUAGCAUUAGCCAGGGAGAUGGCUCUGUCCGGUUUCGUUUACAAAUGGUAGGAACAACUGUGGUUUUGAUUUUCUUGUCUACUUUAUGCCGAACAGCGUCGCAUAGGUCUUGAGUAUAAUCUUU